This is a messenger RNA of Lindgomyces ingoldianus, 588 nucleotides long. RefSeq lists its product as uncharacterized. The transcript is spliced from 2 exons. Lineage: Eukaryota; Fungi; Ascomycota; Dothideomycetes; Pleosporales; Lindgomycetaceae. The record is from RefSeq and is a predicted model, not a curated record. The coding region runs from base 60 to 464 and encodes 134 amino acids.
GGUAACUGCACAUAUCGCCCUAUAUAAUCAACCACAACGCGUUUUAUUAGUAAUAGAUCAUGGAUCUGGCUGCAGUCCUCUCGCGGGCCCCUCAGGGGACGCGUCUCAUGGAAGCGCGCAUUCUCAAUCCAGAGGCCUUGCUACCAGCCUCGUCCUACUCAAAACACGGCCAGAAGACUGCUAAUCGUCGUUCUAUCGCGUAUCAUCUCCUUAUGCUUGGCGUCCCUAUCCCAGAGGUCAUCAUCCGUUCGCGCGCGAGCCGCUCUACCGUGUACGACAUCCAUCAAUGCCUCAUGAAAUAUGGUACAAUUACGCACCCAAGAACGCGUCGAUUAGGGCGUCCUCCUAGGCUCACCCCAGCAGACCGGGAGGCUUUAUUUAAUGAGCUCGUCGCGCAUGGCUGGAUGUACCAGGAUGAGAUGAAGUGGUGGUUGUACGCAGAGCGCGGGGUGCUCAUUAAUUGAUCAAAUAUCUCUAAGAUGCUAAAAAAGAAGGGCUGGAACAAGAGGGCUAUUAAACUGCUGUUAGUUAAGCGCAGUAAGGACCUUUGCAAUAACUAUUAUUGUAUUAUAAUAAACUAUACAGCAG